Molecule: messenger RNA, 3153 nt
Organism: Mollisia scopiformis
Lineage: Eukaryota; Fungi; Ascomycota; Leotiomycetes; Helotiales; Mollisiaceae
Exons: 2
Coding region: 1-3153 (1050 amino acids)
Biological process (GO): proton export across plasma membrane; regulation of membrane potential; sodium ion export across plasma membrane
Cellular component (GO): plasma membrane
Molecular function (GO): sodium:proton antiporter activity
Source: RefSeq, a predicted model, not a curated record
AUGGCGUGGGAUCACCUCGCAAUCAAUCGACCGCAUCUGGUCUAUAUCAUCCUAGGCGGGUUCACUUCAUUGUUUAUGCUGUGUUCGUCUUUCAUCAAGGAAAGACUAUACAUUGGUGAAGCGACAGUUGCUACCAUCUGUGGAAUUAUCUUCGGUCCCCAUGCCGCCAACUUGAUCAACCCUGGAACAUGGGGGAACACUGAUCAGGUCACCCUCGAAUUCUCUCGAAUCGUCCUUGUCGUCCAAUGUUUUGCCGUCGGAGUCGAACUUCCCAAAUACUACAUGGAGAAACACUGGAGGAGUGUGGUGUUCUUGUUGCUUCCUGUCAUGACUUUCGGAUGGUUGAUAACGAGUCUGUUCAUUUGGUGGAUGGUACCUGCUCUCAAUUGGCUUCAGGCUCUUACAUGUGCUGCUUGUGUCACUGCCACGGAUCCUGUCUUGGCCAGUUCCGUGGUGGGUAAAGGCAAGUUUGCCAAAAGGGUACCGAAACAUUUGAGAGAUGUCCUCUCUGCUGAGUCUGGGUGCAACGAUGGAAUGGCAUUCCCGUUCAUCUACCUGGCGCUAUACCUCAUUGACUACAGACCAGACGCCGACAAGGUUGCUUUUAAUUGGUUUCUUAUCACCAUCCUCUACGAAUGUGUGUUUGGUGCCUUUUAUGGUUUCAUGAUUGGGUACAUCGGAAGACAUGGUAUCAAGUAUGCUGAGAAGCAUGAUCUUGUUGACAGAGAAAGUUUUCUCGUCUUCUAUUUCGUGUUGGCUCUCUUCUGUGCUGGAUCUGGUAGUAUCCUUGGUGUGGAUGACCUUCUUGUGGGCUUUGCUGCCGGUGUUGGUUUCUCCAACGAUGGUUGGUUUACGCAAAAGACCGAGGAAUCGCAUGUUUCCAACGUUAUUGAUUUGCUCAUCAACUUGGCAUACUUUGUGUAUCUCGGGACAAUUAUUCCUUGGGAGCAGUACAACAACCACACCAUUGGCCUGACUCCAUGGAGACUGGUUGUGAUCGCCAUUUUUGUCAUUCUCUUCCGACGAAUUCCAAUAAUGGUGGCACUCAAACCUAUAAUACCAGAUAUCAAAACUUGGCGAGAGGCUCUCUUUGCAGGCCAUUUUGGACCCAUCGGUGUAGGAGCCAUCUUCGUCGCAAUUCUUGCCAGGGCCGAACUCGAAACUGGAGGAGCCACACCACUUGCCGAUUAUCCAGAUGUAAACGCUCCCAAUUACGAGCUUGUCACAGUGAUCUGGCCGAUAACCACAUUCUUGGUCAUUUCUUCCAUCCUUGUUCACGGCUCAUCGAUUGCAGUCUUCACUCUCGGCAAGCACAUCAACACAUUGCAACUGACAAUGUCUUACACACAAGAUGUCGAUGGACCGGGUUGGCUGAACAGACUUCCUCGUAUAUCAUCAACAUCGAGAUCACAAGCAAAGUCCUAUGCUUCCGAGACUGAUGGUGAGGAAAUGAAGAUGGAAGCCUUCCCUCCUGGUGGUCUACCUCCAACUGGCCUUCCUCGCGAAUUCUUGCGACGACAGAAAGAGGAAGACAAUAGUGCACCCGGAAGUCGAGCAUCCUCAUUGAUUCCACGUCGACGAAAGAAGAAGUGGGAUGAUGGACGUGGACCUGGUGGGCCAAUCAGUCAGUCUGCAAUUUAUCCUCAGCGACGAAGUCAGAGUGCACAUCUCAGUGAACAAACCUCAGACACUCUGACACCAGGUGAACGAUCUCCUGAAGGUUCGCCAUUGAAGGAGAAAGAUGAUGAUGAUGAGAGGAAGGAGAGCGAGCUAGGCGAGAUUCAAGAUGAUCCGGAGAUGCAUGAAAUUCUGCACAGACAAUCCAACGAGGAAGAGCGCGACCAGCACAAAUCUGAUGCAGAGCGUCAUCCACGGGAGACGAAUGUUUACCAAGAAGGUGACGAUGUCAUUAUCGAGAAUGCAGAUGGUGAAGUUGUAGAUGAGAAGAUCAAUUCCCGUACAAUGGAGGAGAGACGAGAGUCAUUGGCUAAGAUGGAGUCGAAUAUCAAGGAUGAUCUGGAACAUCCUAUGCAGGCUUACAAGAAUUUGAGAAAGAAACUUGGUGUGUGGAGACACAAGGACGAGCCGGCGAACGAGCAGGGAGAGAAAGGAAAGCAAGCACAUAGAAAGAGAGGUCCUGCUUUGGCGUAUCAAUUUGGGAAUACAAUCAUCGUGGAAGAUGAAGACGGAGAAGUGGUGAAAACCUACGAACUUCCAACCGGCAAGCAAAACAAAGAGCAAGGAGAACCAAGCACCAACGCCGUCCGUCAAGGCAUGACCCGAAUGAGCACCUGGACCGGCCUAACCAAAAAGGAUGACGCCAUCAAAAAAGAAAAGCCGACCGACCCAGAACAAUCCACCCGACCACGUAUGAACUGGGGCUUCAGCAAGACCGGCGCCACCAAAGAUGAAGUACCCAAACACGACGACGCAGAAGAUGACCGUCACAUCCGCUUCACAAUCGGCGGUGCUGGCCGACGUCUCACGAAAGAAGAUUUCCUCAAGGAGAUUCAAAGUCUAGAUCCUAAAGCUAGAUGCGAAGUCGUAGCCGAAAGCGACGCCUCUCCAGCUAUGAAAGAUCUCGCAAAGAAAGACGCCAGUCGCGACAGUCCCGGUAGCAGCCGCCUAUUUGGUGCCUCAGACGUCGAACGAGCAAGUAGGAAAGGAACCGCGAAAGCAGUCGGUGCUAAAAUGGCCCGAGAUCGAGGCGUGGAUGUUGACCCCGAAGAAGACCAAAGCGAAGAUAGUGACGAGGAACGAGCAAUCAGGAGACAGAAAGCGAAGCAAGAAGGCCAUCACGCAAUGGCUAAUCGUAAUGCAAGAGCAAGAACGAUUUCUAAUGCGGGUGCGCACCCGUCGAACGAUGUGCCGGAGAGUGAGGCGGAGAGGAGAAGGAGAGAACAGGCAUUGAAGGGCGUGGAUGAGGUUACGCCGGCGCAGAUGGGGAGAGGCAGGUCGAGAUCUAGGGUGGAUGAGGAGCCGGAGUCCGCGGUGGAGGAGAGUGCCGCGGAGAGGAGGAGGAGGGAAGCGGCGCUUGGUGGGGAGAGGGAGGUGGAUAGUGAUGAUGAUGAUGGGACGCCGAGGGUGCCGCCGCCGGUGGCCAGGAGUAGGGGGAUUAGGUUUGCGCAGAGUCCUGUUAGGGGGAAGCGGUGA